UCAUUUUUAAUCUAAUAAAGGAAAUUAUGUUGACCACAUGUGUCCCUUGGGUGAUAGCUAAUGUACAAUGUGGUCUCAUUUUACAUAUGUGAAUUGUUACAUUUAUGGUCAGAUAUGCACUAAUAUAUGUAAUCCCUCAGCACACAGUUUGGGGAUUUGUCUGCUCAAUGAACAGUACUGCAAAGGGGCUUUAAUGACAGUGAUAAGUGCCACUGUAACACAAUUCUUUUUUGUUUAUUGUGAUUAAUUUUACCUCAAGUAUCACGAUGUUUAUACAUAAGCUUUAAAUACCAUCAAGAUUUAAUUCCCAAUUUUGUUUUCAUACUAAGAAUGGUCCUGUCACGGAUCAAUCUCGUCCUCUGACUAGUUGCCAUGGCAGCUGUACUGUCUCUUUAAGAGACCCGGAAACAGUUCCUUCCUGUGUGUUCACUGGUCGCGGGUUCCAAACAGACAGCUGAGCUUCCCCCGGCGAUGAUAUCCCACCCUGUAAUCUGGGCCUUUAGAAGCAGUGUGAGGUGCUGGCGUCACCGGGCUGUCCUCAAAGCGGCUCUGCAGGUGUCGGACUUCAGUGGUUGCCGCUGGUACUCUUCCCCGAUUCGUGUUGGUGUCACGGGCAUGGAGGAGAUACUGGCGAGGGUCGUUGCACCUUUACCCACGUACGAAACGAGAGACAAAUCCCCACCACCCCCAGAAUCAAACAGCUUGGACUUCAUGCACUUCUACAAAAGUCUCGACAAGGAAGACAGACUCAGUUUCCUGACAAAGCUAUCGCAAGACUUCGGAGUAGACCACAAAAGCGUUUCAGAGCUAGCUGUAAAGCUGCUAGACACUCAGUUACGGGACUUGGCAACCAUUUUGCAAGUUGAAGACAGGCUUCGGUACAAUCUGACUCCACGUUAUAAACAGCUGCUUAAUCAUAUUAGCAGGGUCGAGGGUGGAGUUAAAUUUCUGGUGGAUCUCCGAGCCGAUGUGCUUGAAAUAAUCUCAUCCAAAGCUAGCGAGAGCCCGCACAUCAAGGACCUGAAUGGCACACUGAAGAGCUUGCUGUCUGAGUGGUUCUCUGUAGGUCUGCUCCGAUUGGAGAGAAUCACAUGGCAGUCCCCCUGCGAGAUCCUGCAAAAAAUCAGCCAGUAUGAGGCGGUGCACCCUGUAAGGAACUGGACUGACCUGAAGCGCAGAGUGGGGCCAUACCGCCGUUGUUAUGCCUUCACCCAUGCCGCUAUGCCAGGAGAACCCCUGGUUGUACUGCACGUGGCCCUCACUGAGGACAUUUCUGAUAACAUUCAGAGUAUCGUCCGUGAGUUUGCCACUCUCGACUCUGAGGAAGAUGUGAAUAAGAUAAACGCAGCCAUCUUCUACUCCAUUUCCUCCACACAGGCUGGCCUACAAGGGGUGGAGCUGGGCAACUACCUCAUCAAGAGGGUGGUGCGAGAACUGCAGAGCGAGUUCCCUCACAUGGCCCAGUUCUCCAGCCUGUCACCCAUCCCAGGCUUCUCUUCCUGGCUCCAGGGCCUCCUCAGCCAGUACAGAAAAGAAGGCCGGGGCUCUGACCUCCUCUCUGAGCAGGAGUGGAGGGAGGUGGAGCAGGCCACAGACUCACCCUCUGGGACCCUGGCUGUAGACGCCCUCCGCAAGCUGAUUGGCACUAGCGAGUGGCUGCGCUCCGAGAGGCUGUCUCGCGUCCUGGAACCCGUCCUGAUGCGUCUCUGCGCCUGGUACCUCUAUGGGGAGAAAAGGCGAGGCUACGCUCUCAACCCAGUGGCCAACUUCCAUCUGCAAAACGGCGCCACCAUGUGGCGGCUCAACUGGCACGCCGACACCAGCCCCAGGGGUGUGGCGAACUCCUGCGGCAUCAUGGUGAACUAUCGAUACUUCUUGAGCGAGACGUCUAAAAACAGCGCUCUGUACCUGCAGAGUAAGGUCAUCGUGGCGUCAGAGCAGGUGCUGGGACUGGUGUCCCAAUUUCAGAAGAACAGCAAAUUGUGAGAAAGAGACGAGACACCAAUAAAUACUUCUUUUGGUGUGCAGAUUAAGUUGCACUUGAUAUCACAAAUGCAUUGACUGAAAGUUUAUUUAAUUUAAUUUGUCUUGAAGCCCUACUGAAUGGACAUCAGCUAAUAUUGUUUUUGAAUUGAAAUUAGACCGUCCCAUCCCAUCUGCUGUACAUGGUGCAUAGGUUAGGCUUUUUGCCUCAUUGAGUUUCUGGCAGAAGGUGUUUGAUAUUGUGUAAGUGUUUCCCAGGCUGAGAGACUGCAGCUAAUGAAGCACGAGGCAUCUAUCAAUGCCUUUCCAUGUUCUUGGAUAACGGUGUGUGUAAUGGUGAAGCAGGAGAAAUGACGGAGUGCAGCUACUAGAAUAAGUGAUGUUUAGACUCUUUCAUUUGGCUGAACUGUCUCACUGCAAACACAUUGAAGAAUUGAAGUGUAUUAGGUUUUGUCUUUUUUUUUUUUUUUCCUUGGGCUGGCUUUAUACACACCUGCUGUUACAUUGCUUACUCCCGCUGAAGCCCAAUACACAAAGGCAUGAAAUCACAGACUGGAAAUAUUACUUCAUAUUAAAUAACUCUAAACAAAACUGGAUUUUUUUCCACCAUGUAUCGAUGACUGCUCAUAUUUUACAGUCGACUGUGCUAAUGCUGAUCCACUGGGCUGGACCCUCCUGGUACCUCCAUUCAGGUGUAUUUCUGAUAACACAUGCACACACACACACACACACACGACCAGCCUCUCCAGAGAGCCAUCGCUGAUGUUCUAACUGCUCUGUACAGGUGCCAAGCAGGGCUCAUAUCAGCCUACACCCCAUUGUUGUGAAAUAAUAUAUCACAGCAAGUUGACUGUGAAAUUACAUUUUAUCUCUCUGAGGAGCCAAACUUUCUUUUCAUUUUUUUUCACUCUCUCUAGCUCUCCCUCCCCCUCCCUUUUCUCUGCCUGUGCCGCUCUGUGUCCUAGAAACUAAUGGAGUGAGAAAUAAAGUUAAAGUAAAUGGCUA
Molecule: messenger RNA, 2988 nt
Organism: Lates calcarifer (barramundi perch)
Lineage: Eukaryota; Metazoa; Chordata; Actinopteri; Centropomidae
Gene: mlycd
Product: malonyl-CoA decarboxylase
Biological process (GO): acetyl-CoA biosynthetic process; positive regulation of fatty acid oxidation; fatty acid biosynthetic process
Cellular component (GO): peroxisomal matrix; mitochondrial matrix
Molecular function (GO): malonyl-CoA decarboxylase activity
Source: RefSeq, a predicted model, not a curated record